This is a messenger RNA of Durio zibethinus, 1578 nucleotides long. Its product is annotated as protein BRASSINAZOLE-RESISTANT 1-like. Gene Ontology annotation, molecular function: DNA-binding transcription factor activity. Lineage: Eukaryota; Viridiplantae; Streptophyta; Magnoliopsida; Malvales; Malvaceae. Gene Ontology annotation, biological process: DNA-templated transcription; brassinosteroid mediated signaling pathway. The record is from RefSeq and is a predicted model, not a curated record.
GGGCAGAGUGUGUUUCUUUUUUUUUUUUUUUUUUAUUGUUUGGGUCCAAACAGAGGACCAAAGAUUCUUUGUUCUUUAACAUUUUCCUUUCGCAGCGAAGGCAAAGCGUAUUUCUCGUGAACCUCUCCCACUUCUUCCUUCUUUCCUACCCUUUUUUUUUUUUUAUAAUAAUCCUCAAAAAGGCACCCCCACGCCUCGCCGCCGUUACUAGAGGCGGAGAGAUGACGUCAGAUGGGGCGACGUCGAUGCCGGCGCCAAGGAGGAAACCGUCGUGGAGGGAGAGAGAGAAUAACAGGAGGAGAGAGAGGAGGAGAAGAGCUGUUGCUGCUAAGAUAUAUACUGGCCUUAGAGCUCUAGGAAAUUACAAUUUGCCCAAGCACUGUGAUAACAAUGAAGUCCUCAAAGCUCUUUGUGCCGAAGCUGGUUGGUUCGUUGAAGAAGAUGGCACCACUUAUCGAAAGGGAUGUAAGCCACCUGCAAUGGAUAUACCGAGCAGUUCAGCUAAAAUUACCCCAUUUUCAUCCCAAAACCCGAGUCCAUUGUCUUCUGCAUUUCCAAGCCCAAUUCCUUCCUGUCAAGUCAGUCCUUCCUCCUCUUCCUUCGCUAGUCCCACUAGGCUUGAUGCUGCUAAUAACCCGUCUAGUCUCCGUCCAUUCCUUCGAAGCGCCAUUCCUUCCUCUCUGCCUCUUCUCAGAAUCUCAAACAGUGCCCCUGUGACACCACCACUUUCAUCCCCAACCUCAAGAAACCCCAAGCCAAUACCCAACUGGGAGGCCAUUGCGAAAGAGUCCAUGGCCUCUUUUAACUAUCCUUUUUAUGCUGUAUCUGCCCCUGCUAGUCCAACCCACCGUCAUUUUCAUGCCCCUGCUACUAUACCUGAAUGCGACGAAUCUGAUACUUCCACGGUUGAAUCUGGUCAAUGGAUAAGAUUUCAAAUGUUUGCGCCUUCAAUAUCUCAAGUGCCGACGUCUCCAACAUUUAAUCUUGUGAAACCUUUGGCUCCACAAAAUUUGCCCAAUGAUUUGAUCAAAGAGAAAGGGCGAGGUUCAGAGUUUCAGUUUGAGAGUGGACAGGUGAAGCCGUGGGAAGGAGAGAGGAUUCAUGAAGUAGGCUUAGAUGAUCUGGAGCUCACGCUCGGAAGCGGGAAGGCUCGGUGUUAAACCAAGUGAGGCUAACAGUCCAAUGUUGUUGUGAAAGUAUGUUAAAACAGAAGAAAAAGCUGUUUUGCCUAGCCCUCCCCGGUUCUCACUGUCAGAUAUUGAUGAAAGAGCAUUCUCAGUUCUGUUGUUUCAUCUAAAUUGGAAAGCCUAAACCAAAGUUGGGAGGAAUUACAUUUUCAUCUGCAAUCGUUCCUUUCUUUCUUUCUUUCUUUUUUUUUUUUUUUUUUUUCAGUUAGUUUAUGCUUACAUUCCCUUGUUGAAUUGUUAGGGAAUUGGGUUGCUUUUACAAGCAUUAUGGAGUUGUUUUAUCUUUCCUUUAGGCUUUGUAGGCUUGGGUUAAACCUCACAGAAUGGAAUUAUUCCAGUGGUUUGUACUGUCAAUGGAUGUAUGAAUUAUGAUCAUGUUGGUAAGAUUUUU